Schizosaccharomyces octosporus yFS286 is the source of this 1400-nucleotide messenger RNA. RefSeq names its product siderophore-iron biosynthesis protein. The transcript has a single exon. Lineage: Eukaryota; Fungi; Ascomycota; Schizosaccharomycetes; Schizosaccharomycetales; Schizosaccharomycetaceae. Gene Ontology annotation, biological process: siderophore biosynthetic process. The record is from RefSeq and is a predicted model, not a curated record. The coding region runs from base 230 to 1234 and encodes 334 amino acids.
UCGUCGCUUCCGUAGUCUGUAAACAAGCCAGAGCCUUUCCGUGUUAAGUCAUAAGACAUUUUGAUUUCACGCGCAUUACUGUUUGGAUUUAUAGAAUAUAAACAUAUCCUUUUCUCUUUUGUGGUUUACAGCUUUUUUUUGCUGCUCGCUUUUAUAAAAAGCAAGUCCUAAGUACGCGUUUCAUCCAAGUAUCAUCAAUAGUAAAAGCAAAUCUGACUUUACAUUCAUUAUGUCGCAAACGAUCUGGUCAAACUCAUUCCCUUUUCGAUUAACGAACCUUCAAGGAUCGAAUGCCGUGUUGGAACAUGAUGAACGACGUCUUUACUUGACUUAUCGAGACGAUUCUAAUUUGUGGGAAGUAAAUUUGAAAAAUUUUGAGGACAUUGAAGUAAAUGAAAUUGUUCAGUUGGCUUUUCAAGCUAUUUUCACUUCUCUUCCAAACAUCAAAGGGGAAGUUACCUUACAGUGGGAAUCUUUAUCUCUGCAUAAAGGAAAAUUGACUCUUCCUGUCUUCUUUAAUGAAGAAACUAGAAGUGUGAGCACUGACCGCAUGGCGUUUUGGCAAAUCGCUACUCCUUGGAUCCCCAAUAAACAACACGAAUGGCCCUUGUCUUAUCUACCAAACCAAAAAAUUCGCCGUCCUAAUGCUCCAAAGCCUGGUUCGACUUUGUAUGAGCGUUUCAUUCCUAGUUUAAAUGAGACAUUGUCAUUUGUUGCCUUGGACAUCGACCAGCAUUUACAAUACUUUCACGAAUGGCAAAAUAACCCUCGUGUUAGCCAUUUCUGGACUGAAAGCGGAACUUGGGAUCAACAUCGUGAAUACCUACUCAAGAUGCAAAGUGACCCCCAUGCGUACGCUGUCAUUGGUUGCUUCAAUGAGCAGCCAUUUGGUUACUUUGAGGUUUACUGGGUUCCGGAAGAUCGAAUCGCUCCCUUUGCCCAGCCUUGGCAUACACAUGAUCGCGGAUUCCAUGCCCUUGUAGGUAACGAACGUUUCCGUGGUCCUCAUCGUGUUCCUGUCUGGUUGUCCAGUAUUACCCAUAUGCUAUUUUUGGACGACUCUCGAACUCAACGUAUCCUCCUUGAGCCCAGAAAUGAUAACAAGAAAUUUAUUGAUUAUCUUAUUGCUGAGAACUAUUGUAAGCGUCUCGAGUUUGACUUUCCUCAUAAACGUGCUGCUUUCAUGGAAAUCACUCGCACAAUGUUCUUCUCUUGCCUUGGCCCCCGUAUUUGAUGCCUUCUCCUUUUUUUAUUAUAAACCGAUCCUUCGCUUAUAUAGAUCCAAUUAUCUUCUAUUGGUGUUAGAAAUAGGAUAUUUUUCUAAUAGAAUUAGAGUAUUUCACUUCUCGCCAUUCAUUGGCAAUAAGAAAAGGCUGAACUUGAUUAUAUUUACAGAACGC